Urocitellus parryii (Arctic ground squirrel) is the source of this 2734-nucleotide messenger RNA. The record is from RefSeq and is a predicted model, not a curated record. NCBI's taxonomy places the organism in Eukaryota, Metazoa, Chordata, Mammalia, Rodentia, Sciuridae.
ACCCGGCUUGCCCCGCGGCAAGAUGGCGGCUUGAAUGCAGCGGGCAGCGGCGGAAAGCUUAGAUCAGCCUUUCCACAGCUCCUGUAGCAGCAUCUGCCCCAAUUUCAGCUGAAGACUGAGGGUCCCCAGGGACUGGAAGAAAUCACAGUGCCUGCUUGGAAAGAAGAAGAGCUCCGGAGUUGGGCUGCUCACAAACCAAGCUGUCUGUUUAUAUGGAGUGCCUGGAGGGCGUCUGCCAUGAGUCUGUCACUAACAGCAAUAACCAGGAGAGCUGGCUGGUUGGGGAGAAGACACUAACCCCGAGCUCUUGGCUAGAGGAAGUGGAGGGGUUGUGGGAUGCAGAGAACCGAGGGCUAACUCUUGGACAGCGGAACGGAGAGAGCUGCUGACGAACAGACGAAAGUGGAGGAGCCCACACCUCCCAGAAUGACCAGUGCAGCCCCUGCCAAGAAACCCUACCGUAAGGCACCGCCGGAGCAUCGGGAGCUGCGGCUCGAAAUUCCUGGGUCCCGACUGGAACAGGAGGAGCCCCUGACUGAUGCAGAGAGAAUGAAGCUUUUGCAGCAAGAGAAUGAAGAGCUUCGUCGGCGUCUGGCCUCUGCCACCAGACGCACUGAAGCCCUGGAGCGUGAGCUGGAAAUUGGGCAAGACUGCCUGGAGCUGGAGCUAGGCCAGAGCCGCGAGGAGCUGGACAAGUUUAAGGACAAAUUCCGCAGGCUGCAGAACAGUUAUACGGCUUCCCAGCGGACCAACCAGGAGCUGGAGGACAAGUUGCAUACACUGGCCUCUCUUAGCCACAGCUGGAUUUUUGCAAUUAAGAAGGCUGAGAUGGAUAGGAAGACACUCGACUGGGAGAUCGUGGAGCUGACCAACAAGCUGCUGGAUGCCAAGAACACCAUCAAUAAGCUAGAGGAGCUCAAUGAACGGUACCGGCUGGACUGCAACCUGGCUGUGCAGCUCCUCAAGUGCAACAAGUCACACUUCCGUAACCACAAGUUCGCUGAUCUGCCUUGUGAGCUACAGGACAUGGUUCGGAAACAUAUGCACAGUGGUCAAGAGGCUGCCAGCCCAGGCCCUGCUCCUAGCCUGGCCCCAGGAGCUGUGGUUCCUACUUCAGUCAUUGCCCGGGUGUUGGAGAAGCCAGAGUCUUUACUGCUCAAUUCAGCACAGUCAGGCAGUACUGGGCACCCCUUGGCUGAGGAUGUCUUUGUGCACGUGGACAUGAGUGGGGGUGCUCCUGGUGACCCAGCUAGUCCCCCAGCCCCUGGCAGUCCCACCCUGCAACCCAAUGGAGAAUGCCAUUCUCUGGGUACUACAGGAGGCUCCCCAGAGGAGGAGCUACCCUUGCCAGCCAUUGAGAAGCUGAGUCCAUACCCCACCCCAUCUCCACCACACCCACUGUAUCCUGGCCGCAAGGUAAUAGAGUUCUCUGAAGAUAAGGUUCGGAUCCCUCGUAACAGUCCCCUGCCCAACUGCACUUAUGCUACCCGCCAGGCCAUCUCCCUGAGUCUGGUGGAGGAGGGGAGUGAACGGGCCCGCCCUAGCCCUCUACCCAGCAGCCCUGCCUCGGCCCAGGCCUCACCCCACCACCAACCCAACCCAACACCCCCAACACUCAGCACCCCUGCCAGCUCAGCCAGCUCUGAAGAGGACCUGCUAGCCAGCUGGCAGCGUGCAUUUGUGGACCGCACUCCACCACCUACUGCUGUGGUCCAGCGCACCGCCUUUGGGCGCGAUGCACUGCCUGAACUGCAGCGCCAUUUUGCCCUUAACCCUGCUGACAGAGAUGAGGUGGUUCCAGUACCUUCUUCCCUACCUGAUGAGAGUGGGCUUUUGCUGCCAACAGAACCUGACUCUGGUUUUCCCAGGGAGGAGGAGGAAGAAGAGUUGAACCUGCCCAUCAGCCCUGAAGAAGAGCGUCAGAGCCUGCUGCCUGGUGGUAGGGGGACAGAAGGGCCUGGCACUUCCCAUCCUGAGGGCAGGGCCUGGCCUCUUACCAGCUCUAGCCGCCCACAGCGCAGUCCCAAGAGGAUGGGGGUGCACCAUCUUCACCGCAAGGACAGCCUGACCCAGGCCCAAGAGCAGGGCACCCUGCUCAGCUAGGCCCACUUGCUUUCCUGCUGAUGUUGCAUUGGGCCUGCAGAAGGCCUAGGCGCUUGAGCUCUUCCUUCCCACACCUGCACAGCUCUGUUCCCUGUGUGAAAGAGAGGCCACACUAGGUCUUUCAGCUGCAUUGACACUGGCACCAGCUUGCCUCAUUCAUGAUUUUUUUUUCCUUUUCUUAGAAUAUUUAUUUUCCAAAGGUAACAUGCAAUUGGGUCUCAAGUCCUGUCCUCUAGUCAACCAGCUCAAAUUGGGCUGUUCUGGGGAGCCCAGGGGCUUGCUUAUCAGUGUUCAUCUUCCAUCCUCCUUUUAUAUUCAUGAGCUUUGGUUGUUUUGGGGGGUAUUACUGGGGUUAUUAACCUCUUAAUUUCUGAUUCUUACCAGUUUUUCUCUGCACAAGCUGCUGCCCUCAAGGGGCCUGGCCCAGCUGGGCCCAGGGAUGAGGGAGCAACUGACUCAGGGCUCCCCUCAGAUGUUUCCUCCCUCCCUCUGGAAGGGAGGGUGGGCUUUAGGGGCCUCAAAGUGGGUUCUGGGUUAGGCCUGGCCCCAUUCUUAACCUUGGCUCUAGACUGUUACUCCCAAUUUUGGGAAAUUUCACAUUGAUGACUAUUUUAAAAGCAAAUAAAAUUAU